Molecule: messenger RNA, 437 nt
Organism: Eutrema salsugineum
Lineage: Eukaryota; Viridiplantae; Streptophyta; Magnoliopsida; Brassicales; Brassicaceae
Exons: 3
Coding region: 1-414 (137 amino acids)
Source: RefSeq, a predicted model, not a curated record
AUGAAGCUUUUGCGAGUUUCCGAGAUUGCUCUUCAAUCUGCGGUCGAUUCGUCGCUCGUUCUACUUUCCUUCCAGUUAAAAAUGAGCGUCGACGAUCAUCGAAGGUGGAGAACGGCGGGUCCUAUAUCGGGGGAUGAGGAAGGAGAAGGACGUUUUGAGAGCUCGGUGAAUGCGGUGCCGUUCUGUUUGGUGGCGACUGCAGUUUUAAUCUCCAUCUUUCUCUUACUGGCUCUUUUUGAGAGGUUCAUGUUCAUUAGAACAACUCAGUCUGCACCUUUCGACACAAAGAAUCCUCCUUUUGCUUCCCCUAAGAUGGGUGUGUGUGAGAGGGAAAUAUCAGUGUUGAUGCCUGGAGAAAAGGUUCCUACCUUCAUUGCUCAGCCAUGUCCUACCAUAUCCUCAAGAUCAUUCUGAAACCUUCCUUUUUUAAUUCUACC